AUGUCAUGCCAAAAUGGCAUACGUCUCACUUAUUUGCUACGAAGGUCCAUGCCAUCGGACAUGCUACUGGCAGCAUCCGCGUCGUGCAGCACGUGGCUACAGGGGUAUGUGGUAAGGAACCAGUCAAAUUCAUCGACGUCAUCUCGACGACGGAGAAUCACAGGUACUAUUAAAUAUUCUUGUAUAAACGCUUUGCUAUGGUACAUGUGCAUCACAGGUGUACCGGCCGAUCGCGGAGGAAGUGCUAUUGAAGAUCUCGUCGUUCCUCGCGUAGUCGCACCGCCUCGCACAUCAGCCAAUUGGUGUGGAGCAACAAAUAUGAGCUUGGCUCUGGAUGAAUUCUUUCGUCGGAAAGCUGUCAGAAACCUUUCUACUGAGAAUGGCCUCAACAACAAGUUAUUUGUCACGGCUUAUAGGUCAUUCCGCGAAUACUGCCUUUGCGAAAAAGGAGGAGUCGAGCCAGCUUUGUUGGUGCUCUUUCAAGACAUAAUCAGAGGAAGUACCGAUGUCGAGAGUCUUUUCCCAUUUUUCCUUGCUCAUGCACGUAAAGUUUUCCCACAUUUGGAAGCUAUGGAUGAUUUACGAAUGAUUUCUGAUCUAACUCAACCUCACAACUGGUACCCUGACGCUCGUACUGUCCAGCGGAAGAUAAUUUUCCACGCUGGGCCGACCAAUUCAGGGAAGACUUAUCAUGCAUUGAAACGGUUUGGGGAAGCCAAGAGUGGGGUGUAUUGCGGACCUCUCAAGCUCUUGGCUUCAGAAGUGUUUACAAGAAGUAAUGAACUGGGUAUCAAGUGCGAUUUGGUGACCGGUGAGGAACGAAGAUAUGCCAUUGACAAUUUCCACCCAAGUGCACACCUCUCUUCCACUGUUGAGAUGUUGUCUACACAGAUGAGAGUGGAG
This is a messenger RNA of Ostertagia ostertagi, 903 nucleotides long. The record is from the annotation of a GenBank genome assembly. NCBI's taxonomy places the organism in Eukaryota, Metazoa, Nematoda, Chromadorea, Rhabditida, Trichostrongylidae.